Messenger RNA from Dibothriocephalus latus, 996 nucleotides. The record is from the annotation of a GenBank genome assembly. Lineage: Eukaryota; Metazoa; Platyhelminthes; Cestoda; Diphyllobothriidea; Diphyllobothriidae.
UUGCGCAUAACCAAGCCAUCACAGGUCGCCUCAAAGGCCUUAGUGGGCCAUCAAGACCAAGUUACAUGUUCAAAAUUUGCCGCUGAAAAUAUCCUAUCGGGUAGUCUAGACAAGACUGUUCGCCUUUGGAGGUCAGUCCUCUACGAAGCGGAGUCCGAAGUGAUUUGCACACAUCCCGAAGGAGUGUUUUCUUUGAACAGAACAAGCCAAGGCGAAAAAGUAAUUUCGGGUUCAAUAGGCGGCGACAUCUACCUGCAGGAUCUAGAGUACAGAAAAUUCCUGGCAAAGCUCAAUGUGGCAUCCAGUGUGGUGGAUCUGGAUAUUGAAGAUAAUGGUAACAUCUUUAUUGCUACAGUUCUCGCCUCCCCCGAGGUUCUUAUGUGGGACCUUCGCUGCGGUUUGGACCCCGUAAGAAUCGGAGGUGUUCACGGGAGAGCCGUUAUCGCCUGCCGUAUUCUGCAUGGUGAGGAUAGGAUCGUCACCACAUCGCUUGAUAAGACUGUCCGCGUCUAUGACUUGCGUUCAAAGGAGACAAGUCUGACGCUGCGGUACCACAAUAACGCCGUCUCCUGCGUUGACUUCUCCCUAGGCAGAAGACUGCUAGUAACCGGAUCGUGGGACCGAGAGCUCUUGCUCUUCGAUCUACAUACGGGCACUUACAGGACCGAAGGACCACUUGCUCUGAGGGGGGGACAUGUUGGCUGCGUGAAGUGCUGCGCGAUUUCCGCUGAUGGUUGCCGGGUCAUAUCCGGAGGCAUGGAGCCUGACAUAGCGGUUUGGAGCACCGUUUCCGGAAGUAAGCUUACAACGUUAGAAGGGCACAGAGGUGAAGUCAACAGUGUCAGCCUUCGUAGCGACGACCAAGUAGCACUUUCGGCCUCCAGUGACAAAACGUUGAGAUUGUGGAGUAUGCAGAAGGUGGUGGAAGGUGUGGCCUACACGGACGAGGAACCAACGCACAAGGCGGUUGCCAGAACUAAGGUUAGUUGCGUUUGA